UUCGGAGAGAUCGAUCAGAAACAGAGAGCAAGUGUUGGAAAAAAAAAAAUCUAAUAAUAUUUUUAUAUCUAAAUUUAAGACGCAGAAACAGCCGCGAUAACAAGGGUGAUAGGAAUGGAACGAGUGGAGGAAGUAGUGAUUGUAGGGGCGGGGAUAUGUGGAUUGGCAAUCGCGGUGGCGCUGAGGAGAUAUGGUAUCCAGGCCGUGGUGGUGGAGAGAGCUGAGAGUCUUAGAACCACCGGAGCUUCUAUAACGCUAGCUUCUAAUGCAUGGCUAGCUCUUGAGGCUCUUGGGGUUUCGCACAAGCUCAAUCCUCAUUAUCCCACUUUAAACAAGAGUGUUGUCACUAAUUUAAGCACCGGCGCAGUCCAAAUUUCGCCUUUCCCUCCAAAUCAAAGUGGACGAGUUGGACCAAAGACGGUGCAUCGGAAGGCCUUAUUGGAGGUUCUUGGUGAAGAAUUACCCAGGGAAAACAUCCGUUUCUCGUGUAAAAUAACUUCCAUAUCAACAGAAUUGGAUGGCCAAGGUUCCUCCAUUGCACUUCUCCUGAUGGAAGAUGGAAGUCAUAUCAAAGCCAAGGUGUUGAUAGGGUGCGAUGGGGUGCACUCACAGGUUGCUCGCUGGCUAGGACUUGGGGAACCAGUGGACUCGGGACGGUUUGGCCUAAGAGCUUUAUCAGUCUAUCCUCAAGGCCAUGGGUUGGAUCAUGAUGUUUUCCGUUUCACUCACACGGGCUUCAAUGGUGGUUUUGUUCCUUUCACCAAGACAGACCUUUAUUUGUAUCUAACUACCCUCAAGUCUAGAGAUUCAGGGGAGGAAGGCAUUACAGCUAAAACACCACCAGAAUUGAUCCAAAAAUAUGUAAUUGAACAUUACUGUAAAGACUUUCCACCAGAGUACUUAGACGUUGUGAAUCACGUAGAUGUGUCCACAUUGACAUGGGCACCCCUCAAGUUAAGACUCCCAUGGAAUGUCAUAUUCGGAAAACUAAGCAAAGGGACAAUCACCGUGGCUGGUGAUGCCAUGCACCCCAUGACACCAGACUUAGGCCAAGGUGGUUGCUGUGCCCUCGAAGAUGCUGUUGUCCUGGGCCGCUGCAUUGGCAACACUUAUCUCAAAAACGGACAAAAGCUGGUGUCAUCCGAGGUUGCUAAGGCCAUCGAUGAGUAUGUUGAGGCACGAAGAUGGCGUGUGGCAGGAGUGAUAACAGCCUCAUUUAUAUCAGGUUGGGUGCAAGAUGGUUCUUCAUGGCUGAAGAGAUUUGUUAGAGAUGCUAUAUUUUACAGGUUUUUUGCUCAAUAUGCUUCCACGGUCAUAAAUUAUGAUUGUGGAAGCUUGCCUAGAACCUCAGCUGAAUCAAAUCCAAAACAAGACUGAAAAGAGCUGUUCUGUAUUGUCUAUAAUGUUUGUGAAAAGUUGUACUUGAUUUGUUACAGAGACAUCUUGUCUUAAUUUAUAGAUUUUACGUGAUGAUAGACGUAAAAUGUAAGAAUAUUUUUUUAUGUUCAAUAAUAUUUUGUUCUUAUA
This is a messenger RNA of Daucus carota subsp. sativus, 1527 nucleotides long. Its product is annotated as monooxygenase 2. Gene Ontology annotation, molecular function: FAD binding. The coding region runs from base 115 to 1377 and encodes 420 amino acids. The transcript is spliced from 5 exons. NCBI's taxonomy places the organism in Eukaryota, Viridiplantae, Streptophyta, Magnoliopsida, Apiales, Apiaceae. The record is from RefSeq and is a predicted model, not a curated record.